CCACCAGGCUGCUGGCCAGAUUUUAGUCUCAAAUCAGGAAGUAAAAAAAGAAAAAACGCAGCACAAGUUUAGAGCACAGGAGGAAGCACGAGCGGUGGAUUUGCAGGGUUUUUUUCCACUGUAAUAAUCUUCUGAUGGGUUUUGAUCGCUUUUAAAUUGGAUAACAUAUGGACUGAACAUUUGAUGAAUCGAUUUUGUUAUUCCUGAAAGGACAAAAUUCGAGAAAAGAAACCGAAAGCUUGAAGGCGGAAGCAUUUGUGUGGACUUUCAUAUGAAAUUGGAAGCAUUUUUGCAGUGAGUGGAGUUCCAGAAGACCACCUUUAUAAAAUGGCAAAAGUAUCGUUAUGGAGCUGUGUUUCCAAAAUGCCACCUGAACAGUUUGAAAAGGUGUAUCAUGAAUUCCCACGUAAUAUGAGGAGCCUUCUGGGUGAAUGGUUGGAGAACCAACCCUGGGAGUUUAUCAUGGAAGCAGAUCAAUACAGCACAGAAUUAGCCAACACAUUAUUACAGAAACUGGCAGAGGAGCUUGAUAGGCUUUCGAGGCCUGGCGGAACUGAAGGAAAAUGGGCCGCUCAGUUUAGAGAAAACCUUAAGCAAAUAUCCCUGCAGAAUCCAAUGAAACUAGUGGAGAUUUUUCGAAAUGUAUUGGAAGGGGAAAAGAUGGUGGUUAUGAACCAGUAUCCGCGUCUAAGGAUGACCUUCUCCCAAAAACAAGAGGAAAUGCAGUUCAAUUUUCGGAUCAUGAUGUUACAGCACAAAAUAAAUCAGACAUCGCUUAUACAGCAGCAACUGAAGCAUUCAAAGGAAAAUAUAGGCUUCCUCAAACCAGUGCAGGACUUGGCACUCUUACAAACGCAAUGGAUGAUGUUGGUGAGAGAGGCGUUUGAAAUGCUUGUGAACGUUCAAAACCAAACCAUAAAAAGACUAAAUAUUUGGAAAAGACAACAACAGCUGGCUGGGAAUGGAGCUCCAUUUGAUGAUAAUUUGCAUCCUCUCCAAGAACGGUUGGAAACAAUUCUUGGCAUUUACUUUGAGUUUGAUCGUAUGGUGAAGGAAAUGAGUUCGAUCGGAGAACAAGUGCCUCCUGAACUUCUAGAGCAAAUAAACACAUCACUGGGCAGUCUUGUAAAAAGCUCCCUUCUUGUUGACAAACAACCUCCUCAAGUUCUGAAGACACAGACAAAGUUUCAAGCCAGUGUGAACUUCUUGCUGGGAUUCCGCCUUUUGGGUGGUGUUUCGAAAAUGCCAGUCGUCAGGGCAACCAUUAUCACAGAAAGAAAGGCACAGGAUCUGUCAAAGGCACCUGUAAGCGAGUCCUGGAAUGAAGGUGCUGGAGACAUUGAGAAUGGAAAAUCCACAUUGGAGAUCACUCCAACAACGAGAACAUGUGGAGCAAUUUUCAAAAACAUGUUGCUGAAGAAGAUCAAACGUUGUGAGAGGAAAGGAUCAGAGUCUGUUACAGAAGAGAAGUGUGCUAUCCUCUUUGUAGCUGAAAUAAACCUGAAUUCUGCUAACAUGACAUUCCAUCUUCAAGCUUUAUCAUUGCCUGUAGUGGUAAUAGUUCAUGGAAAUCAAGACAACAAUGCUAAAGCAACAAUACUGUGGGACAAUGCCUUUGCAGAAAUGGAGCGCCGUCCAUUCUUUGUGGAAGAGAGGGUUCCCUGGUCCAAGAUGUGUCAAACACUGAACCUAAAGUUUGUAUCCGAAGUGGGGACCAAGCAGGAACUGCUUAAAGAACAUUUUGUGUUUCUUGCUCAAAAGAUUUUCAAUGAAAAUAGCUUGAAUGAAGAUGAUUUCAAAGAGCGCACUGUGUCCUGGACUCAAUUUAACAAGGAGCCGCUUCGGGAAAGAAACUUUACAUUUUGGCAGUGGUUUGAUGGCGUUGUGGAUCUUACCAAACGAUGCUUAAAAAACUAUUGGUCAGACAGGCUUAUUCUUGGAUUUAUCAGUAAACAGUACGUUCAAAAGGUUCUGAACACCCAGCCAGAUGGGACUUUUCUUUUGCGCUUCAGUGACUCCGAGAUUGGUGGUAUCACAAUUGCAUACAUUGUUCGUGGUGUGGAUGGUUUUGGACAGAUCCAAAAUAUUCAACCGUUUACUGCUAAAGAUCUUCAGAUCCUUUCUUUGGGUGACCGGGUCAGAGACUUGAAAGUGCUCAAAUAUCUGUUCAAAGAUAAACCAAAAGAUGAGGCAUUCGAGAAAUACUACACAAAGAAGAUUUCAAACACUCCAGGAUAUGUCCCUGCUAAAAUUACCAUAGGGCUGGAUGGGGAUGAUGUUAGCCUGCAGCUCGCUUCUCCAUCAGUGCCCGGGUUUGGGAUGAAUGAUCUGGCUGAAGCUCCCCAAGCUAUAUCACACUCUCCCCCCUACCCUCAUUCUCCGGGUACCAUUUACGGACAUGAUCCAGUAUUACAAGUCAAUGUGCCCCAACAGCCAGACAGCUCUGUUCAGUUCCCACUCCAGAAUUUUCAAAUAUCGAACCCAUACAAUCUGGACAUGAGAAUUGGCUACCCAUCCCAGCAGACAAAUUACCCUGUUCCGGGAAUUAACUUUCUUCAAGAGUCUGGAAUUUCAAAUUGUGUAUCAAUGAACACCAACGUACCAGAGUCGUACAUGGAUGAAAUAAGUGAUCUCGAAGAAAUUUUGGAUUGUAGUACCAAAAUGGGAUGGGGCGACACCACGGAUUUCUCGUCAUUAAACUUGUGACCCUUUUCCCAUCUACAAAAAGUUCAUUCUCUAUUUUGCUGGACUUGAGCACUGCUUAAGUGGAAUACCAUCAUCCAGUCAAGCUAAUGACUAUAUAUCUCAUAUGAAUAAUAGCUUACUUGACAAUCCAUAUAUAUAUAUAUAUAUAUAAUUUUUCUAUUUUUUUUUAAAGUCCAACGUCUAUAUUCUAUACUGUACAGAAAUCGCAUCAUUUAUUCAUAUCUAAAACUGCAACAGUGAAACAAUGUGAGAAAGACACCAAAACGCUGGAAGAAAUAAAGUGAAGGUUCAAGUCUUGUAGUAGGCCUCCCCAUGUUGGUCAUAUUAGUCCAUGGCUAUUAAUGUGGAGGCCAUCUAGAAACCACAAAAUACUUUUCCUUAAAUUAUGAAGGUCAUUCCUAUGGAUGAGCUAAGUGCCUUCACAUACAUUUGUUCAGUUAAUUUUUUCCUCAGAAAAAGGAUUCUACGGAACAACAAUAAAUGGAUUCAGCAGUAAAAAGGUUUGUUUAAGGAGUGUAUCAGAAUGGAUUCUGAACCCACGUGGAUUGUGUUUGUUGCUGUUGUAAGGUUUUCUGGAAUAGAAUGGGCUGCAUUUCAUCCCCUGGCUUUCUCUGUAGAUGACAGUAGGUUUGACCUUCAACAUUUCAAUGUGGGCAGACCCACCAACAGCAAAAUUCUUUAGAUAGGAGGUGUUGGAAGGACAAAUAUUGCAGCCCUUCAACGGCCACAAAUCAACUGCAAGUAAAUAAUUUUGUGUUUGGAAAUUCAACUUCAGUGUAUCGUUUAAAAAAUAACUAAAAAAAAAACAACAUACUUUUUAUACAUCUAUGAUGGGUAAUAUCAACUUUAUGUGAUCAUCAUAUUAAUGCUCUGUAGUGCAAAAUAGAUUUCAUUAUGUAGCUUUGCAGCAAGAAUUAAACUGAACAUGUUUUAGUCCUAAGUAAAGGAAGCGGUUUGUAUACAUAAAUGUUUUGUAUUAUAUAUGCAUACAUAAAGGGAAAGUCGGAUAGGUGCACAUUUAAACAGAUGGGCGUUGAGACUUUUAUAUUCAUAGACAUAUCCAUAUUCUGAUACUUUCACGGAUCUAUAACAAAACAAACUAACUGCUGGUUCAAAAAUUAUUGCAUGUGGCUAAGUGUAGCAUUGAUAUUACCUGCCCAUUAACUACUACUCCUGCAGCCCUAAAAUGUGUUUGUUUCCCAAAUAUGUGAUUUAAUAGAGUGUGUUUUAUGAUUAGCACAGUUCUUCAUUAACCUCUUCAAAACAAGUGGUUAGGCAACUUCAAUAGUACCAUAAAUGUUAUAGCAUGUCUAUUGUCAUACAGGUGUUCAUAAAUAAUAAAUAAAAAUAAAUAAAAAUCACAAAACUAAAAUGUGAUUUUGAAUGUAUAUACCAAUUAUUAAAAUUAUGUUUGUUGAUA
Molecule: messenger RNA, 4126 nt
Organism: Pelobates fuscus (common spadefoot toad)
Lineage: Eukaryota; Metazoa; Chordata; Amphibia; Anura; Pelobatidae
Gene: STAT6
Product: signal transducer and activator of transcription 6
Exons: 22
Coding region: 328-2706 (792 amino acids)
Biological process (GO): response to peptide hormone; growth hormone receptor signaling pathway via JAK-STAT; defense response
Molecular function (GO): DNA-binding transcription factor activity, RNA polymerase II-specific; RNA polymerase II cis-regulatory region sequence-specific DNA binding
Source: RefSeq, a predicted model, not a curated record